GGAGGUUGAGUCUAGUUGGGAAAGGACAUGGGUGAUGGACUAAGUACUGCAUUGUUAUUGGGGAGGGGACUGGAAAUCUCUUAUAGCUCAGAUAUACAUCCUGAGCUAGCAUCUGCUUUAACUUUUAAAAACACGUGAGGUGGAAUUUACAGUGAGCUGCCAGCAGACAUCAGUGGGGAAGUUUGUGGGUCUCUAAUUACUGCCCCAUCAAAAUCAUGCCAGGGGUACUUUAGAGUGGUUGCUCACCGUGUGAGAUUGCCUCCUGGAGGUAGAAUCCUUAAGCCAAGACUUUUACUGAUACCUGUUGGGUGUCUGAAAGUGGCAGCAGCCUGAGGAAACGGCAACAUGUCUUGGCAAGUUGGGAGCUGCUCUCAGCUCUCAGAAUGAGCUUUCAGGCCAGGCUUUUUGCCCGCUGUGGGGUCAGGUUGUUGUCUCAGUCCUGGAGUCUCUUCUCCCAGGCUGCAGAGGAUAUGACAUUCCGAAAGAUUCAGAAGGUCCUCUGUGUGGCAGAGAAAAAUGAUGCUGCCAGAGGAAUUGCAGAUAUUCUCUCCAAUAGCAGAAUGAGGCGGAGAGAAGGGUUUUCCAAAUUCAACAAGAUCUAUGAAUAUGACUAUCAUAUGUUUGGCCAGAAUGUUACUGUGGCGAUGACCUCUGUGUCGGGACAUUUGCUGGAUCAUGACUUUAAGAUGCCAUUUCGCAAAUGGCAUAGCUGCCACCCACUUGUACUCUUUGAAGCUGAAAUUGAGAAAUACUGCCCUGAAAAGUUUGUGGAUAUUAAGAAAACCCUAGAACGAGAAGCCCGGCAGUGCCAAGCUCUGGUGAUCUGGACCGACUGCGAUCGAGAAGGAGAGAACAUUGGUUUUGAGAUAAUCCAUGUUUGCAAAGCUGUGAAGCCAAGCCUCCAGGUAUUCCGAGCCCGCUUUUCCGAGAUCACUCCUCGUGCCGUAAGAGCAGCCUGCGAGAACCUCAUCCAACCCGAUCAGAACGUUAGCGAUGCUGUGGAUGUCAGACAGGAGCUGGACCUUAGGAUAGGUGCUGCCUUCACCAGAUUCCAGACCCUGAGGCUCCAGAAGCUCUUCCCCGACGUUCUAGCCGAGCAGUUGAUCAGCUAUGGCAGCUGUCAGUUCCCAACUCUGGGAUUUGUGGUAGAAAGGUUUAAAGCCAUCCAGGCCUUUGUUCCUGAGGCCUUCUAUAAAGUUAAAGUGACCCAUGAACAUGAGGACGGCAUGGUGGACUUCAACUGGAAGAGGAACCGACUCUUUAACCACACAGCGUGCCUUGUCCUGUACCACAUGUGUAUGGAGGAUCCGAUGGCAACUGUUGUCGAGAUUGGGAGCAAACCGAAGAGCAAAUGGAGGCCUCUGGCACUAGACACUGUGGAACUUGAGAAGCUGGCUUCCCGCAAGCUGAAAAUAAAUGCCAAAGAAACCAUGAAAAUAGCAGAAAAGCUCUACACGCAAGGGUACAUAAGCUAUCCCCGAACUGAGACCAACAUUUUCCCCAAAGACCUAAACCUCUCCUCUUUGGUACAACAGCAGACCCAAGACCCCAACUGGGGACCCUUUGCACAGGGGAUUCUGGACCGGGGUGAGCCAACCCCUCGGAAUGGGACCAAAUCGGAUCAGGCUCACCCUCCCAUUCACCCCACUAAAUAUACAUGCAACCUGCAGGGGAAUGAACGGCGACUAUAUGAAUUCAUUGUGCGUCACUUUUUGGCUUGCUGCUCCCAGGAUGCCAAGGGACAAGAAACAACUGUGGAGAUUGACAUUGCUAAUGAGCGAUUUGUUGCUCAUGGCCUAAUGAUCCUGGCCAGAAACUAUCUGGAUGUCUAUCCUUAUGAGAAGUGGAGUGACAAGGUUCUCCCAGUGUAUGAGAAGGGGUCUCGCUUUCAGCCCACCACAGUGGAGAUGGUGGAUGGGGAGACCAGCCCACCCCAGCUCCUCACGGAAGCCGAUCUCAUUUCACUCAUGGAGAAACAUGGCAUUGGGACUGAUGCCACUCACGCUGAGCACAUCGAGACCAUCAAGAUACGGAUGUACGUGGGGCUUACUCCAGAUCAGAGGUUCCUUCCGGGGCACCUGGGCAUGGGGCUGGUAGAAGGCUACGAUUCCAUGGGCUAUGAGAUGUCAAAACCCGACCUUCGUGCUGAGCUGGAGGCUGAUCUGAAGCUGAUUUGUGAGGGGAAGAAGGACAAAUUUGUGGUGCUGAGGCAGCAGAUCGAGAAGUACCAGAAAGUCUUCACUGAAGCCGUGGCCAAAGCCAACAAGUUGGAUCAGGCCUUGUCUCAGUAUUUCGGAGAAGUAACGGCACUUGCGCAGCAAGAGGAGAUCUACCCAGCCAUGCCCGUUUCCAUUCGGAAAUGUCCACAGUGCAACAGUGACAUGGUCCUGAAGAGCAAGAAGAAUGGCGGGUUUUAUCUCGGCUGCAUGAGCUAUCCUACCUGUAAAGCGGCUGUGUGGUUUCCUGACUCUGUGCUGGAAGUCAGCAAGGAUGACAGUGUCUGUGCUGUGUGUAAACCCCAUCCAGUUCAUAGGCUGAAAUUUAAGUUCAAGCGAGGUAGCGUCCCACCCCUGCUGCCCCUGGAAUUUGUUGGAUGUAUUGGAGGUUGCGACGAGAUGUUGAGAGAGAUCUUGGACCUGAAAUAUUUACAAGGACCAUCCAGACAGGUACAGUCAGUCAACCCGCCAGCUAAAUACCUACAAGUCAACCAGUCCGUUAACCGCAUGACCAGCUAUGAGAAUGGCCACGUGAGGCCUACCACAAACCCUGGUGCAGCAAGGGCACUCAGAGCUGCUAGUCACCCAGCUCCCGCCGCUGCUGAGAACAAUGCAGUGGUGUGCAACUGUCGGGAGGAGGCAGCAUUGCUCACGGUGCGUAAAGAAGGGCCCAACCAGGGCAGGCAGUUCUAUAAAUGCAGUGCUGGCAGCUGCAACUUCUUCCUCUGGGCCGAUCAGCAAUCAGAUGAUGGAAACAGCGUUACCCACAGGAGCUUUUCUGCACCCCCUGAUUCCUUGGGUGAAAGGCCUCCAGGAAGCUUCAGGAGCCUUGGAGGAGGAAGAGGUCUGGGCCACUAUGGAAGCAACGGUUUCGACUCGGGCGGAGGGGGCGGUGGCGCGAUGUGUAAGUGCGAUCAGCCGGCCAUCACACGCACCGUCCAGAAGGAGGGACCCAACAAAGGGCGUCAGUUCCACACCUGCCCGAAGCCGAGAGAGCAGCAGUGCGGCUUCUUCCAGUGGGUGGAUGAAAACGUGGCCCCAGGAGCCUUCUCUUCAAACCAAUUCAGGAGCGAAGGGCAUUCAGGAGGCUCUGGAAGCAAAGCUAAAAGACUAAGUAAUUUCUCUUCUGAGAAAGGACCUACUGCCAAGAGACAACGGACCUGUGGCAUUUGCCACCAGCCUGGUCACACCAGGAAGACAUGUCCUCAGGACCACUGAGGAAGGACAGUAGAUGAGAUGCUCUUGUAGGAAAUGCUGAAAAGCCAGAGUCCUGAAGGGCUCCAGGCGUGGCUGGCUGUAGAGAUGCAGUGGAUUUUUAAAGCAGAAUGUCUCUGGGCUGGUGUGCAAACUACUUCCUGGAAAUGCUGGCUAAAGCCAGUCUUCUCUUGGUGGGGACCAGCCUUGGAAAGUUUCAUUCUGACUUAUUCAGACACUGGGCUAUCUUCUAAAGGAGGCUCAACUAUGGAGGCUGCCAUUCCUUGGUUUAUUAUUCUGUGGGAUAUUUUUAUAAACACAGGCAGUGUGUUUUGAAACCCAAAAGACUGGGUCCCUUCUCAGCUAAAGCUUUGGACAAAAAUACAGAUGGUUAUUGGGAAGUGGGAGAUGAUUUUCACAGAGCUGCAAAUCCCAAAUCUCAGCCAGCCUCCAUUCCCCCAGGCCCUUCAGUCUAGGAAAUAGUAGGGGGCCAAAAAGAGUAGCAUUAAAGGAAUUGGAGGAAACCUUUUACACACGCUGCUGGAGCAGCUGGUGUGGUUUGUUUGCAGACCAGGGAGCAGUUGGGGAUGAUGCUGUCCAGGAAACCACCUGUUGAUGGUUGUGAAUCAAUUUUUCUGGCUUUUUACAGGGUGGGGUUUGAUAUUUUAAAGUUACCCUUCCAGGUUAGGGUUAGUCAGCCAAGGUUCCCUAAUCCCCCUGGCCAUCACCUCAAAGGAGAAUUAACAGCAGAGAAAGUAAAGCCUCAAUCCCUUGCCCUGAAGGGGAGCUCAGUGCAAGUGCUCAAACAAGAGAACCUGCACUUAAGCUGAUACUGAAUUUAGAACCUAGCUACUCCCUGGACACUGUGAGCAAGGGAACUUAAUGAAGCUGCUAGUUAAUGCAAAUUAUUUUGGGCAGAUGGGUGCCUUUUAAUAAAGAGGAGAACUCUUUUAUUUUA
Messenger RNA from Mauremys mutica (yellowpond turtle), 4368 nucleotides. It is a transcript of the gene TOP3A, whose product is annotated as DNA topoisomerase III alpha. The transcript is spliced from 19 exons. NCBI's taxonomy places the organism in Eukaryota, Metazoa, Chordata, Testudines, Geoemydidae. The coding region runs from base 384 to 3434 and encodes 1016 amino acids. The record is from RefSeq and is a predicted model, not a curated record. Gene Ontology annotation, cellular component: chromosome; nucleus. Gene Ontology annotation, molecular function: zinc ion binding; DNA topoisomerase type I (single strand cut, ATP-independent) activity; DNA binding. Gene Ontology annotation, biological process: DNA topological change.